AUGGAGGUGAACACAACUGAUAAAGCUCUUCUUUCAGUUGAUGGCACCGCGACGCUCUCCUACUGCAGCUAUCAUUCCGAAGGCACCGCAAUAGUUGAUAUGCAUUUGCAGUGCGCGUCGCACUGGAGACUUCCACAGCCAAAGGCGCGAGUAGUGCGCUCCGCCAGCACUGGAAAGCGACCCUCGUCGUCUGAACGCAAACCCCGGAGAUCUCUGGAUCCUUUCUCCACGCCUCAGCUCCAUAAAACAAAGCACAUGAAAUAUGAGAGUAAAAACGACGAGCUGGUCAGCGUAAAACCCAGUCAUUACCGGCGCAUAGUUGUGCUCGGCGCCCCCCAUGUGGGUAAAACGGCGAUUAUACGCCGUUUUUUGGGUGAUGAUGGAUUCGACGAACAGUACGAGCCAACGACCGAAGACUUUCACAGCAAACUGUACCACAUCCGUGGCGAGAGAUACCAGUUAGACAUCCUGGACGCGUCCAAAGAGAGAGACUUUCCUGCCAAGCGAAGACUGUCUAUUCUGACAGGUGACAUAUUCUUGCUGGUGUUCAGCGUGACUGACCGAGAGUCUUUCACGGAGAUCUGCUCAUUACGCGAGGAGAUUUUCACUGCCAAAUCCAAGCUAACCAAGUCCAAAGAAAACAGACAGCUUCCGAUUAUUAUCUGUGGCAAUAAAACUGACUUAAACACCUCGAGGGGUGCGCAGCACUCCGAUAUCUGCCAGGACAGUGUCCUCUUUGAGGUGUCUGCUAAAGACUGCACCAACCUGGAGGAGAUGUUUGAGGCCCUGGCGCUGCUGGGAGGGCUCCCCACAGAGACCAGACCCUCUCUCCAUCGAGAUAUCUCCAUCCACACGUAUCAAACGCUGAGCAGUAGAAAGAGAAACAAAAGAGCCAUGCAUGAGCCGUGUGGCGCGGUGCAUCCGCUCGCCCGCAGACCGAGUUUCAGUAGCGAUCUGCGGCGCGUGAUGGGCCCGAGCACCCCUAAACGAAGUACACCUAUUGAGAGGUGUCAAAUACAGUAA
Molecule: messenger RNA, 1023 nt
Organism: Sinocyclocheilus grahami
Lineage: Eukaryota; Metazoa; Chordata; Actinopteri; Cypriniformes; Cyprinidae
Gene: rasd2a
Product: RASD family member 2a
Exons: 2
Coding region: 1-1023 (340 amino acids)
Biological process (GO): signal transduction
Molecular function (GO): G-protein beta-subunit binding; GTP binding; GTPase activity
Source: RefSeq, a predicted model, not a curated record